Molecule: messenger RNA, 1197 nt
Organism: Pseudocercospora fijiensis CIRAD86
Lineage: Eukaryota; Fungi; Ascomycota; Dothideomycetes; Mycosphaerellales; Mycosphaerellaceae
Exons: 1
Coding region: 48-659 (203 amino acids)
Source: RefSeq, a predicted model, not a curated record
GACUUUCUAGACCUGCACAGCAGAAGUCUAGCACCAACACCGGCGACAUGAUGAGGUGUUCAAUGAUCUAUCCCAACGUGAUUGCCGGAGCUCCAACCACCCUGCCACAGUCUCCAGAGAGACAUCGUCCACGUCACAGGAGGUACCGCUCCGAGCAGCUGCCAGAUAUCAGCGAGCUGAGCAUUGGCGAGAGCUCUCGAUCUUCUCGCUCCCGUUCGACCCACCCCCGGUCCAAGUCUUCGCACAGAGGCCGCUCGCCUCUCCCAUCACCAAACAAGAGCGUCCGCUUCUUCGACGAGUCUCCGCCGCCUAGGCACCGUCGGAGCAACGUUCCAGACAGGCCCAAAGCAUACGUUAAGGACGCGCCGCCCAUUGCCAUCAAUGAGUCGGCGAAAGACACGUCCCGGAGACUUUACAACCAAGCAUAUGAACGUGGUUACUUGACUCCGCCUACUACGCCCAUCUUUGAGCGGUCUCGGCCUAGCUACAAGCGAUCCGCAUCUAGCAGGGACAUCUUGACGACCGUGGCUGAGAUGGGAACAGUCGUACCUCCGCCAACUUCUGGAUACUAUGAGAGACCGAGACAUGGCCGGACUUCAUCUGGUCGCUCGGAGCGCAGCAGCCAUGGAGGCCACUCGCGAAAGCACUCGAGCUCUUAGGAACGCCUUCGAAGGCUUGAGCGUCAGCACAGGCGACCUGAUCGCCGUCACUCAGAGCUUGAAAGCAUGAAUACCGCCAUGCAACAUGGAUUUGUACUCGGAUAUCUGCUUGAAGGAGAGAAGCAACGAAGACUCCGCCGUCAAGAAGAACGAAAGGUCUCGUCUGGAUCGGCUUGGGACUACCUGCCUUGAUUACUUUUGCAAUGCUUUGACGACUUUACUUUGGCACAGCUUUCAUGACGCGCAACUACUGGAUUUCUGGCGUUCUUGGGUGGAUUUUGUAAAAAAAGUUUGGGCAACCACUGGGACAUCAAAUUGGCAUUGUAUUGGCUUUGGGGACCGAGAUACCCACGGACAGCUUCACUGAGCACCAAUCGGAGAUUACUUGCUGAGACAUGAGCAACGUCUAUACGCGUAAGAUCGGUAAUAUGGUAAUUGGUAAUAGCCUUGCUGGGUUAAAGGCGACAGCUUGGAAUUGUAACGAGUAUGUAAUCGACGAGUACAUAGUGGGACAACCUGUAAUUCUUUCGCUUCGGAC